Molecule: messenger RNA, 2142 nt
Organism: Colletotrichum orchidophilum
Lineage: Eukaryota; Fungi; Ascomycota; Sordariomycetes; Glomerellales; Glomerellaceae
Product: ABC transporter transmembrane region 2
Exons: 4
Coding region: 1-2142 (713 amino acids)
Biological process (GO): fatty acid beta-oxidation; very long-chain fatty acid catabolic process; peroxisome organization
Cellular component (GO): peroxisomal membrane
Molecular function (GO): ATP hydrolysis activity; ATP binding; long-chain fatty acid transmembrane transporter activity
Source: RefSeq, a predicted model, not a curated record
AUGGCCUCUCAAUCCAAAGUCUCCCUCGUCGGGCUCCCCUCCAACCGCACCGUCCGCAACCUCGUUCUCCAGCUCACGCAGCUCUACCUCCAAAACCGCUCGCGCAUCUCCCGCGCCGUCUGGAUCACACUCUUCCUCGCCCUCGCGAACCGCAUUCGCCACGCAAUCUCGGAGCAGAAAGCCGCUUCCGCCCGCGAGGCCGCCGCGCGCGAGUCCCGCGCCACCGUCGCCGUCUCGGAUGAGGACAUGACCAAGAAGCGCAAAAAAGUCGAGCUCAACCGCGACUUCUUCCGUUCCCUGCUGCGCUUGCUCAAGAUUGUCAUACCGGGAUGGCGGAGCAAGGAGGCCAGGCUGCUCAUCAGCCAUUCCUUCUUCCUCGUCGUCAGGACGUUGAUCAGUCUCAAGGUCGCGGCCAUGGACGGCGCCAUUGUCAAGAGUUUAGUCAAGGGUAACGGGCGGGAAUUCCUGAUGCGCAUCGUGUGGUGGAUGCUGAUUGCCAUCCCCGCGACGUUUACAAACUCAAUGCUGUCCUACCACCAAGCGGAGCUGUCGCUCAAAUACCGGACGCGGUUGACGCAGCACAUCCACGACAAGUACCUGUCGAAGCUCACCUUUUACGGCAUAUCUGCCCUCGACGACCGGAUAAACAACCCCGACCAGCUGAUUGCCGUCGAUGUCGCCAAAUUCUCAAAUAGCUUGGCCGAGCUCUUUAGCAACCUCGCGAAACCCGUUCUGGACAUGACAAUCUACACGCACUCGCUAUCGCGUAGUGUAGGAGGCGAAGGCGUCGUCUCCAUGGCCCUCCUCGUCCAGCUCUCUGCAAACGUAAUGCGCGCACUCACCCCGCCUUUUGGCAAAUACGUCGCCGACGAGGCCCGCCUCGAGGGCGAGUUCCGCUUCCAGCACUCGCGCCUCAUUGACCACGCGGAAGAGGUGGCCCUCUACUCUGGUCACGAGGCCGAAAAGGACACCCUCGACAAGGGCUACUUCACCCUCAUUAAGCAUGUAAACUACAUUCUCCGCCGCCGCUUCUACCACGGCUUCAUGGAGGACUUUGUUAUCAAGUACUUUUGGGGUGCCCUCGGCCUGCUGCUCUGCUCCGUGCCUGUGUUUGUCAAGAUGCCCGGCCACAUCGCCAUGAACAUGGGCGACCGCACCGAGAGCUUCGUCACUAACCGUCGCAUGCUGCUGUCCGCCUCGGAUGCCUUUGGUCGCAUCAUGUUCUCGUACCGUGAGAUCAUGGAGCUGGCAGGCUACACCUCGCGCGUCGAUUCCCUCCUCGAGGUGAUGAACGACAUCCGCGCCGGCCGCUUUGAGAAGAAGCUCGUCUCUAGCUCGGGCACUGAGGACAACGAGGCCGUUCUCAAGGGCCGUGGUACCGUGGUCGAGAGCAAGGAUAUUCAAUUCAUCAACGUCCCCAUCAUCUCCCCCAACGGCGACGUGCUCAUCAAAGCCCUCUCCUUCUCCCUCAAACAAGGCGACCACCUCCUCGUCGUCGGCCCCAACGGCUGCGGCAAAUCCUCCCUCUUCCGUAUCCUCGGCGGCCUCUGGCCCGUCUACGGCGGCACCGUCCACAAACCCCCCUUCUCCGACAUCUUUUACAUCCCUCAACGCCCCUACCUCUCCCGCGGCUCCCUCCGCCAACAAAUCACCUACCCAGACUCCCUCCGCCAGAUGCGCGCCAAAUCCGUCACUGACGCGGACCUCCUCUCCAUCCUCUCCCUCCUCGGCCUAGAACACCUCCCCGAACUCUACCCGGAAGGGUGGGACGCCGAGGCCGAGUGGCGCGACGUGCUCUCUGGCGGCCUGCAGCAGCGCGUCGCCAUGGCCCGGCUCUUUUACCACCGGCCCCGCUACGCCAUCCUCGACGAGUGCACCUCGAGCGUCACCCUCGAGACGGAAAAGGUCAUGUACGACAACGCGAAGGCGCUGGGCAUCACCCUCAUGACUGUCAGCCACCGUCGCAGCUUGUGGAAGUACCACAGCCGCAUCCUCCAGUUUGACGGGCAGGGUAACUUUGUCUUCACCAAGCUCGACGCCGACCGCCGGCUGAAGCUCGAGGACGAAAAGGAGGACCUCGAGGUCUUGCUGCGACAGGUGCCCGAGAUUGAGAGGCGUAUUGCCGAGUUGAGUGCCGCGUAA